Molecule: messenger RNA, 2283 nt
Organism: Acyrthosiphon pisum (pea aphid)
Lineage: Eukaryota; Metazoa; Arthropoda; Insecta; Hemiptera; Aphididae
Product: neuropeptide CCHamide-2 receptor-like
Exons: 3
Coding region: 323-1456 (377 amino acids)
Biological process (GO): G protein-coupled receptor signaling pathway
Cellular component (GO): plasma membrane
Molecular function (GO): neuropeptide receptor activity
Source: RefSeq, a predicted model, not a curated record
CGGAAACCCGUGACGUCGGUGGCACUUCGCUCUCUGGUCGACUCGACUUGGCUUCGCGCGCGCAGUCGGUUACCGGCAUUACGACACGCUCUAUACCGGGGGCUAUAGAUUGGCGCCACCGAAAGUCACGCACGCGUCCCAUAAUAUCCGAGUACACCGAAAUAUAUGUAUUGUCGUCGUCAUCGUCUUUAUCACAGUCGUCGCAGGCGCAACAGGCACUUCGAGUGCUGAAGCACUACUAUUGCCCACGGCCCCGAGGAAUUCGAGAGCGACGUGCAAAGCAACAGAAUCCACGGUGGCAGCAACCACGGUCAAAUCGGUCAUGAUGGCGGCGGCGAUCGCCACGAACCACACGGGUGUCGGCGACAUAUCGGACGACAAUGUUUACGAACCGUACUCUAACCGGCCGGAGACGUACAUCGUUCCGGUGGUGUUCGCCAUGAUAUUCGUAGUGGGCGUACUGGGCAACGGCACACUAGUGUUGGUGUUCAUCAGGCACCGGAGCAUGCGCAGUGUGCCUAACACGUACAUACUGAGCCUGGCACUGGGCGACCUGCUGGUCAUCAUCACGUGCGUGCCGUUCACGUCCACCGUGUACACGGUCGAGUCGUGGCCAUAUGGGGAGCUCAUAUGCAAGCUCAGUGAGGCCACCAAGGACGUGUCCAUCGGCGUGUCCGUGUUCACGCUGACCGCGCUCAGCGCCGAGAGGUACUGCGCCAUUGUGAACCCCAUCCGACGGCACGUGUCAUCAAAACCGUUUACAUUGAUGACGGCCGUAGCCAUAUGGAUAUUGGCCGUGGUUCUGGCCACGCCAUCGGCCACGUUCUCGCACCUGGCCACCGAGCCGAUACCCAAUACGAACAUGACCAUCGAAUACUGUUACCCGUUUCCGAUGGAGCUGGGCAGUGGUUACGCACACGGCAUGGUCAUGUUCAAGUUGCUCACGUACUACGUGGUGCCGCUCUGCGUGAUCGGAUGCUUCUACCUAUUGAUGGCCCACCACCUGAUGGUGUCCACGCGCAACAUGCCCGGGGAGCUGCAGCACGCCGGCCAGUCGGGCCAAAUCCGGGCCCGGAAGAAGGUGGCCAAGAUGGUUCUGUCGUUCGUCGUCAUUUUUAUGAUCAGCUUCCUGCCGUACCACGUGUUCAUGGUGUGGUUCCAUUUCAACCCGUACUCGCACGAAGAGUACGACGACUACUGGCACGCGUUCCGCAUCGUCGGCUUCUGCCUGAGCUUCAUCAACUCCUGCGUGAACCCUGUGGCGUUAUACUUCAUCAGUGGCGUGUUCCGCAAACACUUCAACCGGUACCUGUUCUGCUGCUGCCCGUUCACCCGGUCCGGCCCGGCAACCGUCGAGUCUACCAUCCAGGACAUCAACCUGACGCACGUCAACAGCACGUCGUGCCGGCGACUCAACUCGGUCGUCACCAGCCACACGCUCGGCCACGCCACCUGACGGGCGGCCUGUGGCGGAAGGCCCAACGCCAACGGCUGCAAACGCCCUGAGGACUUCAACGUCGUCUGAUUACGAUAAUAAUAUUAUAUAAUUAUAACGCCGAUGACGAGGGCGGUGACGGCGAUCGCGUGAUAUACCUAGGUUACGUCAAACGGAUAUAUUUUAUCUGGGUAACGUUAGCGAUACUAUCACAGAUCUUGGUAUAAUAUUAUAAUAACAUCCGCGGGUGGUGACGAGUCUAGACUCGGACACACCUCAUCGUUUGUAUAGUACAAUAUUAUAAUGUGCGGUGUAAUACGCUGUGGGGUGAUAGGAUUUUUUUCCGUUCUGAGGACGUGUCAUCGGUUACCAUACUUACCAUACACGAGCACGCACGGUACUUCGAACGUCGGUCUAUACCACUAUACUGUUAUACCCACAGCGUUAAUACCGUAGAUGGGGGGGAGGGACCUAUAAUGUUGUUUUGCAUCCCGCCGCUAUUUUUUUAUGAGAUAAUAAUAAAUUCAUAAAAAUAUGUAUUUGUGUACGUGCAUUUCCGUAAUGCACCUACGUAAUGUCGUGGAUUGUGCACAGAGAUCACGGGUCAAUCACAGCGCCUUUUUAUCAAACACAUUGUUCCUCCCCCCCCCCCCCAAGUUCACCGUCUGUUUUAUAAUAAUAAUAAUAAUAAUAUUAUGAUCUGUGAUAUUAUCGAAAUUCGUUAUAGUAUGGUUGUAUAAACGGCUAUACGACGACACGCCUUCGCCAUCACUGCGCUAUAUUACGAGUAUUAAUAGUAUUAUACAAAAACGAUUUAUUUUUCAACGUUGGUCUUCAUCCGCAUCUCU